Molecule: messenger RNA, 20205 nt
Organism: Podarcis lilfordi (Lilford's wall lizard)
Lineage: Eukaryota; Metazoa; Chordata; Lepidosauria; Squamata; Lacertidae
Source: the annotation of a GenBank genome assembly
AAGGGGCGUGGCGGCCGAGCGGGCGGUUCGCCUCCUUAGAGCCCGUCGUCAGGGGAGGCCCGCGAGCGGCGGCAACACCUCGAGCGGGACGCGGCGGGCUGAAGGAGAAGCGCGAGAGGCGCCUCAGGAGCCGGAGCCAUGUUCGGGGGUUGGUCCAGAAUCUUCGAGGAGGAUCCUUUCUUUCGGUGAGGGGGAGGGGGGUCGGCCUGGGUUAUGAGGGGGGGCUGCGUGGGGGGGGGCUCCGUCCCUCACGACGUCGCCCUGAGGGAGGCGGCGAAGGCGACGUUGGCGUUUCCCCCAUUUGCCCCAUAGACAUCCCCGCUGCGAAUGCGCAUCUCUCCGUUGCCUUUUCCUCUUGUCACACCCCCGCCGACCGUUUUCAGACGUUCCUUCUCUCCAGACGUGUCAAAAAGAGCGGAGCCUGACGGUGGGGUGGGGGCCCUCAAACACAACAAUAAUUCACCCCCCCUCUUUUUAAGGUCGCUGAAUUCUCUUUUACUAUCCCCAGCCCCCACCCCAACCUUGCUUAUUCACUUCAGCAGAAUUUGCCUCCCCGCCCCCGUUGCGAAGGUGCAAUAAAAAAAGUUGCAUUUUCAUGUCCUCGCUGGAUCUGGGUGCAGGCCCUUAAGCGUAGCUGUCAACUUUUCCCUUUUUUUAAGGGAAAUUCCCUUAUUCCGAAUAGGAUUCCUCGCAAAAAAAGGGAAAAGUUGACAGUUAUGUUCUUAAGUUAGCUGAACUUGCACCCGUUGAAAUCGAAGCGAUAAUAACUGCGUUGGGGCCUCGUUGAUUUCCUUGGGGGACCCUAAACUCGACUAAGUUAAGUUUGGAUCCAGUCCAGAUUAGUCCCUCUGCUCCCACGGAACUGUGUUAUGCCUGGAUGAGGCGUGCAAUGGAAGAAGAGGGCUGUAGUUCAUGAAAGCUUGCUUUACAAUAAAGCUGUUGGUUUUAAAGGUGCCCCUGGUCCCCCCCUUUUGGUGUGUGUCUGAAGCCUUUCCAGAGUUCUGGAACUGAGCCACUGGCCUCCUCAGGAAAAGAAUGGUUGGAGUGUUCUUUUGGUGCCUUGCUAAGAUUUGGUGUGAGCAGUGCUGUUCUCAGGACCUGGAAGUAAAAGGGGUUUAGUCCCAUGUUUCCAAGGGGCUGAAAGUGGCACCUAUAUAAACAACCGUAUUUUCUCUUGCUCCCAAGAAGUUUUUAAGUUUCGUGCUGAUAUGCUGAAAGGGAUGCCUUUCUAAAGCCUUUUUAAAACACUGCGUGUUUUUUAUUUUUAUUUUUCAGAUAACAAGUGGUUGUUGUUUCUGUGUUUACUUUCAGAAGCCUAGCAUCUUUUCAUGUGUUCCCUUUAUCAUUGUUACUUCUGCAGUAUAAAAAACGUGGUCUCCAGUAGCAUGAAAUAGCAUGAAAGUGCACAGCAGGAAAAACACAAUUAAAGACAUUUUUAGAGAGCAGUUAAUGACCCUUUUGCAACUCAGUUUUUUAUGUUGAGUAAGUACUGAAAAUUAGAAGGCAUAAAACUUAUUUCUUUUUUUAUAUAAUUUUUUAAAUUGAGUUGUACAUAACAUAUUACAAUUUAAACAUAUUGUUUGCCCUUCACUUUUAGGAUUCUCAGAAUCCCUAGACUUCGCACCGCCCUUCUCUGGUUUUCAAUGUCAAUCCCUUUUUCUUUCAGCUUAUCCAUGUUUUAACUAAUUUGUUAACAACAGUAUUACCUUUUUCCAUUGUGUUUUGUACAUUACAAGUAUUACUCUAAUCCUGCCAAAGUUUUUAGUUGUUUACAAUGUUCUCUUAAAUAAAUUCUAUAUUUUUCCCAUUUUUUGUUAAACUUCUUCUCAUCCCGGUCUCUGAUUCUCCUGGUCAAUUUUGCCAUUUCGGCAUAGUCCAUCAUCUUCAUUAGCCAUUCUUCUUUGGUUGGAACUUUAUCUUCUUUCCAUCUCUGGGCCAGUAAUAUUCUUGCUUCUGUUGUCGCAUACAUAAAUAGUCUUUUCUGCUCUUUCGGAAUCCCUGUACCUAAAAUGCCUAACAAAAAAGCCUCUGUUUUUUCACAAACGUUAUUUUAAACAUUUUCUUCAAUUUGUGGGAAAUGAUAUAUAAUGUUUUUCAUUUUGUUCUGUCACAAUAGAACAUGGGGUGGGGGGAGAGAAAAGGAUUUAUGUUCUUUUAAAUAGCUUAAAAUACUACUUUUCUCCUGCGGUAAUCUAGGUCAAAUGCACCUGGGAAUCAUUCUUCUUGUUCAUAUAAAUUUUACAUAUGUCAGGCAUUGUAUCUGGUUAAUCCUAAACACACUUACUAGGAAUAAAACCCAUUGAUCACAGUGGGACUUACUUCUGAGUAAACACUGCAUAGUCAUCCUUUAAUGCUACAAUCCUAUGUAGGCUUACCUGGAAAUAAGGCUGAGUAGAUGGGUAUUAUAAAAAAAAUAUAAGGCUGUGAUCCUCUGUAUAUUUAAUUGAGCUCUGUGUAGCUUACACUCAACAUGUAUAGGAUCUGAAGUUCUGCAACUUUCCUUUAAUUACAUGUUUGUAAGGAACCCUAAAUAACUUCAGCAUUUGACAUGGUGGGGGAGGACCUAUAUAGCAAGCUUGUGGUUGACCUUUUAACUUUUAUGGCCUGGUUAAACCCAGAAUGGGUUUAAAACCCAAUUCUGAUACAGUAUUAGCUUUUGCUUGAUGAAUGCCCAAACAGAAGUUAUAUAACUCAGUGGGCCAUCUUCAUGCCUAGGUCCAUACUUAAAAGUUGUAAUCUGUCUUGAUUAUAUAGCUCAGUUUAAGCUGGAUUCAGGAGGCCUAAUGCUUUCUUAACACUGUAUAUGCAGGUGUUUUGGUUUUGGGAACUCCCUUAGUUAGUACACACCCAAUCCUGUCUCUGGUGUAUCCCCUUAAGCUAAAAUUGUACAAGGUCACACAUCCUUUGAAAUCUGAAUGGAACUUGUGGAUGAUUUUACAUAGUGUCAGCAACUUUUUAGAUUGCUCUUUUAAAGUCCUUGACAAGGUUCUCAGCUUUUAUGUCAGCUCUGCAGCCAACUCCUACUGUAUUGAAAUCCAAUGGCACUGAUCCAAAGGCUUGCAUGCACAGGCAGCUUCUUUCCUUUGCACUCAAUCCUCCCUCUUCUUAACCACAAUCUUGUCCUUUUAGUCUUCAUGUAGAAGUCUAAACGUAUCUUGCUGCUGCUUAGGAAGAAAUAGAUGGGAGGUGCAAAUGAAGCAAAAGUAUUGGCCUGUGGAUACUACACUUCUAGAAGGUCCACAGUAGUGUUGCUGGAUUGGGACCAAAGGGUUCAUUACUGACUCUGAGCCUCACAUUAAUCCUGCACCUAGUUUCUUUUACUAGUCAUCUAAUUUCCUUUGCAAUUAAGCAGAAAUUAAGUUUGAAAAGUGCAUAGCAAGCACCCACUAAAGCGUUUUGGGAAUAGUCUCUACAGGAUGUUUGUUUUGGUUUCUUUAUUGUCUGCCUACUCUUUUGCAUUUGGAGUGACAUGAGGGAGUACCCGUUAAUAGAACCCAUGCUAUGUAAUGUGGGAAGCAAUAGAACCAUGGAUGGAUGCUGAGGCCAGCAGUGCACAAAGUCCUAUAUAGAAGCUGUCAACAUGUAAUGGUAGUCUGAUAAAUAGAAUCCUAUCAGUAUAGGGAAAGGAAGUGUGAACUACGAAGCUCCUAGUUCAAAUCUCACAAUUUUAUGAACCCUUUCCCAAAAUUCAGGGCUCCCAACUAUUACAAAAUAAAACAAUUACAAAAUGUGUGUGUGUGUGUGUGUGUGUGUGUGUGUGUGUACCCACACACCAUGUAGGGACUGUGCAGUUCUGUUAUUUUAGUAGCCAUAAUGGCUGACCAUUGUCUGGUUUGGAAGCUGUUCAGAGUCUAAUCCAAAUUAUAAUAGCAAGUGCUAUUCUAGACAUUGCAGACUAGAUCAUCAUGCAAGUGGAUAGGGCUACUUCACAUUGGAACUAAUUUCUAAAACUGUGUACUAAUAGGAAAGCUUCCUCAGCCUCACAAGGAUAGAUCUUGAUCUGGCAAGCUAGAAAUACUGUCUAGGAUAAAAUUGGUUUUAUAAAUGUCUCCCUGACCAAGCAGCUGUUCCAGGGAAGCUCUAGUUGAUCUCAGUCAAAAUGUUUUCUGGUCCUGCCAAGUUUUUUCCUGAAUAGUGCAGACAGGUGCAGAAACAGUUUCCCUCCUGCAAAAGACAGUCCUGUGCAUUUAGUUAGCCAAGAAGUUCUCUGUGUUAUCUCACUCUUGAUAGUACAGUCAUCUGCUGUGGCUGGUCUCUUGUACUGAACCAUCUGUUCUAAUAAAGCAUUUCUGUUAAAAAAAUAAAUUAUGCAGACUAAGCUCUUUUCAAUGGAUAAGAAUCUAUAGGAGAACAGUCACAGCAGACUGGCUGCUGUUUCCAUGUUGAAAUGAUGCAUAUUCAGGUGCCAAGGACAGAAUAAUAUAUACACUAUCUCAGUCAUUUCUAAACUGCAUGCCAGAACACACCAGUGUCAGUUGGAAGAACUACUUGCAUGCUCAGAGAAGUGGUUUAGAUUCCUGUAAAGCUCUAAAAGCCUUUCAAUUGGCUUCCUUUAAGAAUAAUAAAUUUUGCUAUGAGUUUGUAUUAGGAGUGAUAAUAUUGAAUGAACCCAUUCUACCUGUUACAAAAUUAUCUGACCUUAGAGGAUGUCAUGUUGCCACUCUGUAUGAGUCACUAUUUCGAGUAUGCCACUUCCUAAUAUUCUUUGUGUAACAGCAAAUUGUGUAUUGAUUUUAAUUUAAGACAGCAGUAUGCUGUGGCUGUCCUAAGUAGGGUAAACACUGCACUCUCUCCAUCAAGAUAGCAGUUUUACACCUUGGAAUCUUGUCUGUUUUUUCUAAAUGCAUGGCUAUAUAUGAGCUGUUUCUCUCUCACACCUCCGCCCUUAAUAUUAUCUUUAGGGAUCCAUUUGCCGCACACAAUGAUCAUAUGCGUCGUUUCUUUUCUGAACCUUUUGGACGAGAUCCAUUUCUCUCAAUUAAAGAUGGUGGGGAAGGAGCUCUACAUCAAAGAGGACGUCCUGAUUCUCAGGUUGCUUUGAGAGACAAUCACAAGGUAUGUCAUUUUAUAGUCUUGCAGGUUACGUGCAAUCAGUGACAAAGUAUGGUGGAUCUCAGCUUGCUUCCCCACUCCCCCCAGCUGAUGGUUUGGUACUUGAGCCAGUCAGUUUACUCUUGGUGCAUCUCUCAUGUAAAUUAGAGAUAAUGAUGUUUAACUCUCCUUGUAAAUAACCACCAAAAACUAGAAUAUUAACUAACGGAGCAAAGAAAUUAAACAAGGUUUAAUGUGUUGAAACUUGCAUUCUAACUGAUCCCGUCUCCUGUAGAAAGAUGUAUUAGUUGGCACAUUGAUCCUUAAGUUUAUUUGAUUAUGCAAACCUGUAACAGUACUAUAACAUCAUGCUUAGUGACGUGAUAGUAUAUUCCAUCUAAGGCUGCAAUCCUAAUGGUGAACCCCAUUGAAUUCAAAAGGACAUAACUUCUGAAUGGACAUGGUUAGAGUUGCAGUCUUGCUGACAUUGCAAGUCUUGGCAUCAGCUGAUAAAGAACUUAAAUAAAUUGACAGGAAACUUAAUAGACAUAGCAACUUCAAAUAUGUAACUGUAAUACGUUUUGCUUUACUUAUAUAUUCACUAUUGUACAAGGUAUCCACUUAUGUAAUGAUAAAGUAAUAUUUCUGCUUCAAAAAAUGUGAUGGUUACAUUUUUAUUUUGGUUCCUGGGGUUUGGAAGACUGUAUUUAUUUAGGUGUGUUGACUUUUACAAUAUCUUCUGUUGGCUACUUAGUGUCAAAACUAAGCCUGUGGAAUUUGCAUUCAUGGGUAACAUAACCACAGGGGGUGUGGAAUUGUGCCAAGAUCAGUAAACUAUACAAUGGGAACUGAUGCUUUAAUAAAGCUAGCAGCAGCAGAAACUGUCACCUGCGGGGUAGCCACCGGAUUGUGUGCUUCUAGUUUAGAAGCAUUUCUAUUUGUAACGUAACAGUUGGGUUUACUUCAGAUUCAGUUCUGCUUUUGUGAGCAGCAUCAGACUUUUCAACAAACGUUUAAACAUUUAAUCAGAUAUGCAAAGAUGCACUUGGGCUUCUCCAUCUUUUGUUGCAAUUGCAAGCCUGGGAACUUACAUUUAGUUGAAUGUUUCCCUGAACUCUGAUAAUGGCUCUUGCUUGUCUCCAGGAGGAUACAGGGGUGUGUGGGAAUGUAUGCAUAAACUAGUGUAUUGUACAAAAGUAAAAAAAUGACAUUAGCUGCUGUACUGACUGUUAUGUGACCCUCAAAAGGUUGCCCAGAAUCCAGAAUGGAAUGUGGCCCUUGAGCUGAAAGAGGUUCCCCACCCCUGCCUUGAAUUACAGGCUUAUAUCUACAAUUCAGAAAAGAAUACAUAGUUAACUAAUCAUUUGUCUUUUAAAAAGGCCAGAUAGAGCAAUGCAAACACCCCCAUUAAAGCCCUCACAUUUUAUUUGCUAUUACAAAUUCCAAACACUCUUGCUCUGAGUGCCUGUCAUACAUAUUGCACAUCUAAGAGUACGUUAGAACUUGGGGAGCUACCUUAAACCAUUGCACAACUCUACACUGGACAGUAGAAAUCUUUUUGGCUGUGGAGAUUCAUAUCUUACAUGGAUCAGAAAUCGGGGAGUUAUUCUGACCUGGUUGAACAGAAAAGGGCCCAGAAUAUGUUCCUUAUAAACAUACUUGGUAUCUGUUAGUAUGCCAAUUCAAUUCACCUAUCUGAAACAAUUGCAUUUAAAUUGAUGGGCCAAGUUGGUACAACAAUUGUUGGAACACAUAGAGACUGCCUAAGCACUGUUUCUAAACAGAGUUCAUUCAGUCAUUCAAGUUUUUUACAAGCUUGUUUUUCUGGCAAUAGCAAAAAAAAUUUUUUUUAAGUAUUUGAUGCGGACCAGUCUAUACGCUUUGUUGUUGUUUAGUCAUUUAGUCGUGUCUUAAAACUUCUCUGUAGCAGAGCUGGGGAAUCCGUAGCCUGCUGGAUGUUUUGAACUUUGAACUUCCAUUGGUCCCAGCCAGCAAGGUUGAUGGUCAAAGAUGAUGAGAGUUGUAGCCUAGCAUUGUGUUUUGAACAAAUAAAUUUAAAAAAUCAUGUUAGUUGACAGCCGCUGAAACAGUGUCAACAUACAACACUCUCGGUUGCACAUGGUAGCUUAUUUUAAAGUUCAAUGACUCUAUGUAUCUUAACACUGUAUAUUGUAUGUGACUUAUUAUGGUCUAAAAAACCCCCCAAACUUUGUAAGAAUGCUAUUUAGGAUUAUAAUGUGUGUUGGGGGACCCUAAUAAGCCCUUCAAGCAUAAGCAUACAAAGGGGCUGCAGUUUAUAACCAGAGCGCAAUGCUUUUUUAGGAGUUGAAAACAGUCCUAGGUCUCAAUAUAUCCAGUUACAGAAGGAUACACCAAAGCAGUGGGAGUUUGACUGGGGGAUAGAAUUACCCAGCUGGAGGGGCUUUGCAUUUAGGAAGUAAGGUUGCUGUGCUGAUGACUGUCUCUGCACCUGAUCAUAUUAUUAGUUCUUGGAUUUACACAGACUGUGUGUUAUUGCAUUCAUUUUACAAGGACAUAAUGUGUAGAAACCUGGAAAGAAUCAAGUUCUCUAAGAGUAAUGUUUAAACUGAUUCUCCCUCUGAAAUGAUGUGAGCUUAUGUUACUUCCACAUACUGCUUUUGUCUGUUAUUUAGCAUUAUUAUUUCCUUUCCUUUCUCCUAAUAAAAUCAGGCCCAUUUAACACAAAUCAGCCCACGUCUUUUGCAGCCGUCAGUAGUCUAAUUGGGAUUGGUCAUACGUAAUGUUAAAAAUAUUCCUUCGUUAAAAGAUUAAUCUUAACACCAAUUCGAGCAACCUUCACUAUUCCAGCUGCUGCUAAAAAGCUUCUAGUCCGUAUUUGUGGAAGGCCAAACAAUACACACUAAGACUGCAACUUAUGUGGGGGUUACCUUCUGGGGAUUGCACCUAAAGCCAAAACUGCAUAUAGUCAAAAUACAUGAGGUGCAAUGGUGGGUGGGAUUGCCAAAGUUCCCCCCCCCCCAGAUGCCUGUUGCCUUUCUGCUCCCCUUUUAUUUAUUUUAUUUUAUUUUUUGGCGAAGCACGUAAAGCUGAAUGCACACAAAUUGAAUGUGCAUAAGCUUACUUACUUUUAACUAUAUUGCAAAACAGGCUGCUGUGGCAGCAUCACUUACCAGAAUAAAUACUCCUCUUUGGUUGAGUGCUGGGAAGAUUUUCCAAGUGUGUGUCUGAAUUCCUCCUGCCCUCUAAAAUAAAGUUAAGUUACUGUUGUCUGACUCUGGGGAAACAAAGGAGUAGGGAUUACAUGAGGAUAGAAAUAAAUGAGUUUUAGGAAUGAAGGAGAUAGAGAUGGUAGGUGAUAGAUGGGCAGAGUUGGUUUUGCAUGUCCAUGAGCCUUUGCGUUGUAAAACAUAGUGUUAAAUGAAUAAGUACAAAAUGACUAUUGUAGUAAAAUACAUUUUGAUGUGAUAGCUUGAUGUAAGUAUACCUUUCAUGCAUGCUUUGGGGAAUUCAGAUUUAUAUCCAGACUCUCCAAUCAUUUUUUCAUGCAGAGAUAUUCAAGACCAGUUGGCUGAAUUCUCAUAUUAGAUGGUGUUUAUAGCAUCAUCUAUUUAUAUGUGUGUACUAGCAUAUAAUUUCUUCACUGUGGAUUUAUAAGUCAGACCAUUCUGUAUAUGGUGAUAGAUUUACUCAGAACUUCUUUGCAAUGACCUUUGAAACUGCUGACAUGGGAGAGAUGAUUUGGUUUAACGCCAGGGUUCUAUGAAUAUUUUAGAGAAUAUGUAUGUAUUUCAUUGCUAACUCUACAUUAAUCUCUUGCUUUUACAUAAAAUGAAUGCUUGUAGCAGAGUAGCUGCAUCACUUAUUUUAAUUUUUGUGACCUGCAGUUUAUUCUAGCUCUUUGAAAUUUAGUUACCAAAAUUUAUCUGUUGAGUAGGAACAGAUUUGUUGGUUUUAAUCAACUUCUCUCCAUCUGAACUGGCUAAUCGUGACUGCAAAUAAAUAGAAUUGAAUAUCUGGAAAAGCAGGAAAACUGUAAAGUACUGUACAGAACUUAAAGGUACAUGGCAAUACUUUGGUACACAAAAGCACAUGUAUUCAAACUUAGGCACUUUCAAUUUAAACAUAGUUUUUACUAUCUCAGGGACCACAUUAGAUGUGACAGAAGCAGCCAUUUUUUUCCACAUUUCCCUGGUCAUGUACAAAGCAGGGGUGGGGGGCAUCUAAUUGUAGCAUCAAAAGGGAUGCAUAGGUGUGAGAGGAAUGGAAUAAUCCUGCUUCCCUUGUCUUACUUGUCUGUAGCUUGUUGCCCAUGGCACUGUUCACUCAGCCUAGUUCACUUCAGAUAAUGGAUCCAGGUUGUUAUGGGAGGAGUUUGGAUAAUGGAUCAUAAAAAGAUUAUGUGGUGGAGGGUUUGUCUCUUAUCCCUCCAGUAGUAAAAAUUAAACCCACCCCCUGCUUACAUGUAAACAGUAUGGCUGCCACCGUCACAUCUAUUUUGGUCCUUCAUUGUUUUGGUUAUGCUGUGCCUUAUUUAAAUUUGAGCUAGGGAGUUUUAAGUCCCCCCCCCCUAUUAAUUUGAACCAUCUGACACACCGUGCAGCAAUUCACAUAAGGUGAUAUUUUUCUUUCAGACGAGCUGUUCCCUUAUGCCUUUUGGCGGUUUUGGUGGCAUGGUUAGUAUACUAAAUGCUAAACUCUGUCUUCUGGUGAUCUGGGCAUGCCUUCCUUCUGUAUUUUAAUCUUUAAACCAUGUUACUAAUAUACAGAUUUACAUGAACUGAUGCUUCUUUUUCAGGCAGCGAGUUUUCCGCUUAUGCCUUUUGGCAGUUUUGGUGGCAUGGUCAGUAUACUAAAAUACAGAUCUCUAAUGCUUGGUGAUAUAAGCAUGUUGUUGUCCUAAGGGCCCAUCCAGAAUAGUAUUCACUUUAGUUUUUGGUCCUUCUCUGUUCCAGAAGAAACCGUAAAAUACUUCUGCAUUUAUAAAAAAUAUAGUAUGUUAAAAAUAAAUGUAUAUGGAUUAAAUUAAUAAUUUCAUUUAAAUACAUUUGUAUUUGACAAAUAUGUAUGGAAUUAGUGUUUUUCUUUCCAUUCUUUAUUUUCUUUUUAUUGUAUUUUUUAUGCACCUUUAGUUUCCUUUUUUUGUCUUUUUCACUUUAUUUUGUUUAAUUGAAAUGUUUUCAAUAAAAUAUAAAUAAUUUAAAAAUACAUCUCCUGCAUACAAGUUUCCUCUUCCACUCUGUUGGAAGUGUAGGUUCAGUUUUUUAAAAGUUGUUGUGUGAACAAUGCUGAAUUUGCACGAUUCCAUUUGCACUGGUCUGCUCCCCAAAUUGUCCCAAAUUGUCUCAAAUGGGCCAGUGGUAAUAAGACAGGUUAAUGAAGUAGCUGAGCUCUGGGAUUAUGACAUAACUAAGUUAGUUUAUAGCAUAUUAAAUCUGCAGCUGGAAAUUUAUGAAAUUCCUAGGUGAUCAAGUGCAGUGCUGGAAUUUAACAGUUUAAAAACUCAAGUGUUGGGGUGACAAAAGUUCAGUAAAAAAGGAGACAAAGCAGGAUGAUGGUACAAGACAUUUGCCUGGAUCAAUAGCACUUACAGCCUCUUCAGUAAGGUGAAAAUGUCACUCAAAAAGUAGAAGGUAAACUAAGUGGCAAAAAGUGUGAGCUGUGCCACUUAUGCAAAUAGCAGCAGAUGAUUUCAUGAAAAACCACAAUCUGAAUGUACCCUGCAUGCUUUCAUUCUUUAGACCAGACUUUGCCAUGCUGAUGGGAGUUGUAGUCUCCCAUCAAGAGGUUGCCAGGUUGGCGAAGGCUGCUUUAGACAGUAGCACUAAUGCAGUAAUUUAUAUGAGCUGGUAUUUCUCUUUCAGGCAAUGAGUUCCCCCCUUAUGCCUUUUGGCUGUUUUGGUGGCAUGGUUAGUAUACUAAACAAACACGAGUUUCUAAUUUUUUGCUGAUGUGGGCAUGUCUGUCUGGUUCUGUUUCUGCCCCCUCCCACAAUGCAGUAAGCUUUGUGAAAUGCAUUUUAGAAUCCUCCCCCCAUUUGUGAACUGUUAAACUUCCUGUGCGGACUGAAAUUAUGCUAAUAUGCAAGACCAUCUCUCUUUUCUGCAUGCAUGAAAUAAAUUGCCACAAGGGUAAAAACACACAAGAUUUCCAUAAAGUCUCUGAACUGUUUUCGUUACAAUGAAUUGGAGUACAGUAGUGGUGUUUGCAUUGAGAGAGGUCUAGAAUGUUAUUUAUUGGACUCAUGCUAUUUCCUUUUAAUAUGCAUAGAUCAGUGCACAUUCCAAAAAGUUACGUUACUAGAGAAUAGCACUAUAUCAAGCAAGUGGCUGGUUCAGCUUUGGGUCUACUAUGCUAAUGACAUGGGCUUCUCUCCUUUGACCUUGAAUAACAUUUCUGUGAAAUGUGGUAGAUACCCAGAAACUUCUUUAAGGACUCUUUUUCCACCUUUGGGUUUCUUCUGAGACCUUUUUCAAAUGAGUGUUGAAAAGUAGUACUUCUACUAUAGAGGCACCACAUUUCCCCAGCAUUCAAGUUGGAAAAACUUGUUUGUUUGUUUACUGAUUUCUUCUUUUGCUCAAAGUACGUCUUGCCCUUCUUCCUGAUGGCAUGUCCACUGCUGUUGCUAUGGAGUGUGAUAAUGUCUGUGAUACCGUUACUCAAGGCAGGGAACCUUUGUCCCUCCGUAUGUUGUUGGACUAAACCUCCAUCAUCACUGACCACUGGCCAUGCUGUCUGGGACUGAUGAGAAUUGUCCAACAACAUCUAGAAUUGUUGCCUACCCCUACCUUUAGCGAUGAGCGAGACUCUCCGCAUCCAUGUGCCUUGCACUGCUCUGUGGUAUUUAGCCUGCUAUUUUGCAGGCUUAUUCCAGCAUAGGAGCACUCACAUAGCUUUUAAAGAAGCAGUGAACAUCUACCAUCCACCCCCCAUCCUUGUAACAUUGUCCUGGCAGUUGGCAAACAGUUGUUUUUUAAAAUGUUAAUUAUUUUAAUGGUCUGGUCCCCUCUUCAGUGUUAAAGUACAGAUUUGAACUCAUUGGGUUCUCUGCUUGCAAGAAGAUAAAUAGCAGUAAAAUGAUUUCUUUCCUCCCUCACAAUCCAUUAAGUGUAGAAUGGAUAUCUCACAAUGCCUUUUACUUGAAGCUAGGGAGACAGUCUAGCUAAAUGUGGUUGGGAUAGGCUUUGAAGUUUGGUUGUCUUCACAAGCUUAUCUAACAACUUUGACUCUUAAUUGUUGGCAUUCUGUUGCUUUUCUUUCUAUGCUUUGCCUAGGACUAUUAUAAUUUUGAAGCUAAUAAUUUUUUAAAAAUUGAUUGUAUUCCACAUAUACAUAAAUCAAAAUGCACAAACUUAAACGGAAAAAAGAAAAUAUAGAAACUUAUGUAGAGGGAGGAAAAAAGAAGAAGAAUAAAAGCAGAAAGGAAGAAAGAAGUAAGAGAUACGAAUAUAUACCUUUCAUAAUAAUUUUCUUAUCAGUCUGAAUUGUCUCUCCACAUUAUGUUUUGCAUCCGAGUGUAUUCCACAGGGUUGUGGAUUCACUGGUCAUGGAAUGCAGGGAGCAUUGCGCUUAUAAGAAAAACCCCUUCUGUAUUUUUUGGUCUACAUAAUUCCAGGAGACAGUUUAUAAAUGUAUGGGUACCAUUGUCUGUUUAAGUUUAAAUAAUCAGAGAUGCUUUAAUGAAGCUUCCAGAAAUUAUGGCUUGGAAGUUGAUACCACAGCUUCUUGUUUUCUCUGGAAGGUAUACCAUUUACUGUUUUUGAGGUUCAAUUUCCCUGGCCAUUUCUUUAUUUGCUUCACUUUCUUUCUGCUUCCCUGGCCCUUUUCUCAAAAAUUACAGAUAUGUUUGCAGCCUAGCAUAGACUAUACCAAGCAAAUAUAAGAUGUGCACAGUUCUGCCCAGAAUUUGGGUUUAAUUGCCAAUGAAUGUGAAGCUUUUUGGCACACAGUGUUUUGCCAAUUAACACUGCAGGUUCUUUAAAAGAUCUUUUGUAGUUGGUCUAUGAAGAAAAAUAUAUUUUUAUUUGAACAGAAUAGGAAAACCUCAUCAAACAGCUGUUGGGUUGAAAUACGAGAAAUAACCCCAAAGGAACAGUUCCAAAGAAACAAUUCUCCCCCCUCCACCAGAUCCAACUGUGGGAAGGCUCAGCAGUGUUUGGUCCAUCAUCCUCUUCCUCCUCAACCACUUUGCCCUGCACUAUUUGUACCUGCCUCAACCAGGUGGGGCUGGAUGUCUCCACAGCCGUCACCUGUGCAUAUAAGGGCUCCUAAUCUGGGCAAUCAAGCCCCAACUGGGCCACUCUCAAGGGCAGGAGUGCUCCUGCAAGGACUCACAGGAAGGGUUGGCUGCGUAAAGCCAAACCUACACCUCCUCGCUUUUUCUCCUGCAUUUUCCACUACAUAAAGUCACCAUUAUAUCUUACAUUAAUCCUCUCAGUGAGCCCAGUUUACUUCCUAUAAAGGCUUUUGCAUGCUUCUGCUAAUGUUUCAUGUGUCUUGUGCUAGUAAUCCAUCGGCUGGAAUGCAUGUGACAAAUGGUAUCUAUGUAAAUGGAAGCCUUGGUAACUGAGAAGUCAUAACAGACACUGGAGCCAAGUCAACAGUCUUUCAUAUAAGCCUACUUGUUGUGCACUCUCAACGGACCAUAUUCUCCUUUGCAGCAAGUGAAAUUUUAUUCCUAAAUUACAUAUAAUAAAUCAUAGACUGGAAUCUGAGUCAUAGAUUCUUUCAUCAACUCAUAAAUUCCUGAUCUAGGCCUAGCCAAUUCAAAUAGUCCAUACAAAAGAGUGCAGCUUUUUUUAGCAUUUAAUGAUAAAAAAAUAAUUAAUUUUUGUUCCCUUUCCCCCAGUGAAUAACUACAUAAUGUUACUGUAUAAAAGAAAAAAAAAAGAAAAAAGGCAGUAACAAGGUGUUGCCUUUUAAUACCUUGCAACAUUCUCAAAUUCACUUGUGGAGGGCUUUCAUUUUUUGAGUUCGCUUUUUUUCCAACAUUACUUUAGUUACCUUUGUGAUAGUUACUUCAGGCAGUUACUGUGCAGUAGGAUUUCAGAAAUUUACAAUGGCUGGGAAAUCUAUCCUAAAAAUUCUUACAUGAAAUCAGUCCAUCCUUUGACCAAGUUCAUUUGAGGUUAAUGAGAAAAGCCUUUCUGAUCCCUCUAGAGAACUGUAUUUCAAAAAGCCUCUCACACUUUCCUCUCUAGUAGACUAAGGGCCAGACUAGAGGUGACAUGGGAUCUGCCAUGGUUUUGGUUUUGCUAAUUAGAAACCCCACAGGGCUGCUUUGGAAAUUGGGGAAGUGUCGCUUUGGAAGAAGGUGCCUAAGCCUUUCUAACUAAUGCCUUUUCUGCACUCUGAAUUACUCCCUCCUUCCCAGCUGCUAUUAGAUCUGCAGAGGGAAAAGACAGAUACAAAUCAAAUCAAAAUGCUUGGUUUAAAAAGCACCAUGUGCUCACCACCUCACACACAUGGAAUCUUUGUUGUUGUACCUUGUACUCGUACUUUUUACCCUGGUACUCUUGCUUGCUUUUAAUGUUCGCUUGUGGUUUUUUUUAAUGGGGAUUAUUAAAGGUGGUCUCUUCCCUUCUUCUGGUGUACCCUUCAAAGAAGUAAAAAUGUAUGUGUGUGCAUAUAUAUAUAUAUACAUAUACACACACACACACACACACACACACACACACACAGUGUCAAGAACCUCAUGGUGAAUUUAUGUGUCUCUCUAAUUAUCUUUUCAAUUCUCUUCUGGCAGAACAUGGAUUUCAGGGAUCAUUUCUCUGCAAUGGACAGAAUGAUGUCAAACAUGAGAAACAGUAUGAUGGAAUUGCACAGAAAUUUUGUAAGUUUGUAUUUUCCUUAAUGUUUAAACUAAAAACUACACAAGCAUUCUUCAUUAAACUCAUAUGGUGUCCUGGAAUGUAUUUUUACAUGCUUCAUGUGCCCAAGCAAGCGACUGCUUACAAAUCUGCUGUUAUGUACAAUAAGCGUGGUUCUAAAUUCUGUUCUCCAAGUGAAUGGCUUCACUGCUUAGUCAUUCUGAACACUUGGCAGGCUUAGGACAGCCAUUAUGGCAUUUUGAAGACUAGAGAGAGUUGCAGUCCUAUAAGAUAUUCUCCUUUCCUAAUCUAAAUGGAGCAGUGUACAACAUUAAAUCUAGGCUUCUGCUAUGGACUCCUGUCUUGCUGUUUAUGCUGUUCUUAAUCAUUUAUUAUGUUUAACUUCAGGAUAAAAUGGCACUUGAUCCAAAUGGUCACUCAUUCAGUUCUUCUUCAGUGAUGACUUAUUCCAAGAAGGGUGAUGAACCUCCAAAGGUUUUCCAGGCUUCAGCUCAAACACGUGUGGCUCCAGGAGGGGUAAGUUAGUCUCUUGGGGUUUGGGGGUUCCCUGUUGAGAUAAAUCAAUGGACUUUGAAUGAAGGAUGGGGCAGUAAUAAUGUAGAGGGAGCAUAAGCUUUGUAUAUCUUCAUAUUCAUAACAAAUUGUAAUUUUACCAUUUUAAACCCCAUUUACAACCCUGGUUUGCAGAGCAAGUACAAACCCUAUUUAGAUGUGGUUUGCUGUGGUUUCCUGGAAGUAGACAACUAAGUGGUGGGCAGAAGUGAGUUUGUGAGCAUAGAGUUCAUCCCAUAGUGCCAAACCAUGGGUUUGUGUUGUGUAACUUGGCCUACUGCUUCUUAUGGCAUUUAUCAGUGAGAUUAGUUGAAGAGGAACAUUGAAGAAGCUAAGCAACAAUACACAUGAAUAUAUCCUACAAUGCUACAAAUAACUGGCAGUGGCAUAAAAUAGGUGUCAUCUGUUCAGACCAAGUACUUGACUUUUAAAUGCUUAUAUAAUGCUUAAGAAGCCCUUUCAUUGGCUUCCUCACAGCUGUUACAUCUAAUUUUGUUAAGAAAUUUGAAUUUGAAUUUGAACCCUGAAGUCAGGUUCAUGAAUGAUUAUAUAUAAGCAGAAGGCUGUUGAAAAUAACUUAUAGCAGAUCACUUCAGAGCUCUAGCCAGCACUUGGUUAUCAAAAAGCUUCUAAUAAUAUACCUAUGAGCAUGCCGAUAAGCAGAAGCCAAGAUUUUCAAGUUGGUUAGCAUGACAUACUAAUAGUUGGUGUCCCUUUCAUGUAGCAAAUACCAACACACACUUAUCUCUGUAGCCGAAAGGUCCAUUCACAGGCUAUAUUUAGAUUAGGCUCUGGUGGUUUUUGAAACCAUUCUAACAGAGAAUAAUAUCAAGACCCUGAGGUGGUAGGAAUAGAUCCCAGCUCCUUUUUUGUGUGGAUCAUAGACAUGCAUGUUGUGGCCAUAGUUCAACAAGUAAUAGUGAAUUAAGUACACAACUGGGUAUUUGCCUUGUCCACCCUCUUUUUGCUGCAUCAGUUCUUGCUGCUGAAGAAACAAGCUGUUUUUUAGAUGGAACAGCUGCUUAUCUCUUCAAAGUGGCAACUGCCACAGUACAAAUGAAGGUAAAGCUCCAACUGUGUUUGGUUCUAUAUUGUGUUCAGAUGUUAGCAUUUGUUGUAUGUUUGACAUGCUGUUUCCUUUUCACUUCACUCCCCGUUUACAACUGAGACAAGAUAUGUGCAUACACUGUGUUCAUAAUCUUGCACAGUUUGCUUGAAAACGGAAAUCCAAAAUACUAAUUGAAAAUAUUGUUUCUCAGUGGUGACUUUUUAAUCUUGUGUGUGUGUGUACAGAUUAAAGAAACCAGAAAAGCACUUAAAGAUUCUGAAAGUGGGCUUGAAAAAAUGUCUAUUGGUCAUCACAUUCAAGAUCGUGCUCAUGUUGUUCAGAAGGCCAAGAACAACAAAACUGGUGAUGAGGAACUGAAUCAAGAAUUUGUUAAUUUAGAUGAAGGUAAGAAACCUUGUGGCUUACAUGGGUUUUUGUUUGUAGUAACACAGUUCUGCCAAUGUUUUACAGAGGUGCACAUACAUAUACAUAAAAUUUAGUAUGGGUGUUUUCUCUCCACUUCACCCCCUAUUCGUGUUUUGUAUUGGGAUAUACUACUUUUAAACACUUCCUGCACUGGUUGCAUCAAGUAAGGAUGCUCACUUUAAAAUUUCAUUUGUUGCACAGAUGAAGCUCAUGCAUUUGAUGAACAAUGGCAGAAGGAGAUUCUGAAGUACAGACCCUCAGGAAUAAGAAAUGGUAUAGAUGCACCAAGACAUAGAAACAGCCAUCACAUAAGCAAGGAAGAUGCAACAAGGAGGUAUAAAUCAUUGUUGUCUUGCUGCGCUGCUUUCCCAGUUUUCUGUAAGAAAAAAGAAUGUCAGAAUGCUCUCAUUGAAGUAGAUGUCUACUGUGCUUUGACAGUUUUGUACAAUUACAUUUGUUGACUGCUGUUGACAAGUGUUGUGAUGCACCACCCAUGCAAGCACACUUGGGUUGCGGCUGGAUUGCAGGUGUGGGAGACCCAGUCUUGAUCCUGAACUUUCCAGUUUCAGUUUGACACCUUCAUUCAGAAAAAAGAGCCUGUGGAAGAAACAAGGGAUUGACUUAAUGGUCCCGCAUGGAUUAAGAUGAAUGUAAAUUGGGCGGGGGGGGGGGGAAGGCUGUGUCUUAUCUGCCUACUUCACUCCCUCUCCCAUUAGGAAAGUCUCUGCAUUUAACUAUGGGUGUAUAUUGAUUUAAGCAGUAGUCUUGUAAUUCUUUAAAUGAAAUGAAAGAGGGGAGGGAGAGUUUGAACCCAGGUUUCACCUUCUAAUUUUGUGAGGAAACUGAUAAUAAUACAGUAUAGCCUUUGCGGUUGCUUGGUUGUUAUCUGGCUAAGAGAGUUCAGUGCCCUUAUUUUUCCUAACCUGUUUCCCAAACAUCAAGUAUUCUAUCUUUCUAAAUACUAUUUCAGAGAGAAGACCCCCCGCCCAAGGGUAUCCAUUGAGGGACCCAGGAAGCCUAAACCUUCUGUGGAGAAGCUCAAUAUCAAGGGAUCACAUGUUCCGCUCAAAACCAGCAAAAAAUAAAUUGCUGUGUUGCUUUUCAUGUCAUCAGGCUAUUUCUUCGGAGGACGCAAUAAUUCUGGAUCAACGACUAAGACCAAGCUCUCUGUUUCUAGCAGUAGUGAAUUUUGCUCUCUUGACUAUUGAAUGUUUGUGAUAGCUCCAGCUCCUCAGUAACAUUUGGCUUUGAGAGUAGUUAAGGAAAACACUGAUGCUGGAAAGCACUUUAUGGAGUUAUUUUCUUUUUUUUUUUUUAGGAUGAGGCAGAAUGUCAGAGCAAAUAGUUUGCAUUAACAGUGCUCCAGCAAGUGUAGAGCCAAAAACAAACAAACAAAAAAAACCAUGUAUCAUUGCAGCUACGUGUACAGGUAUUCAAGGAAGUAUAGUUAAUAAACUGCAGUUUUUAACUCAAGAAAUACGGGUGUAGUUUUGGUGAUGAUCCAAUCUGUCAGUGUCUAAAGCAUUGUAAAGAAGUAUCUAGAUCUAUUAAGCAAUACUUUACAAAAUAGCAUGUAUACUACACUUCUAGUCAAUAUUGAUGAGUAACAGUCAAUAUUGAUGAGCCUUGCAAAAAAAGUUAGAUAAGCUGCAUAAAUAAAAUUGAAUUUUAUCAUAAUUUUUCUGUUUUGCAUCUCUCUUUACACAACAACCAUUUCCUAAAUUGUUGGCUGUUCUGCUUCCUUGAAAGAUAAUCCUCUAUUUCAGCUCUACCAUGCUCUUUUCUAAGAUUAAAAUGCACGUUACUAGCCUCUUCCCUAUAGCAAGAAAGUUACUGUCCUACAUAUUAAAACGAGCUCUAACCUUUUGGGCAGAUUGAAGUUAGGAGUCAUACUUGAGAACAACCUAGAGUAUAAUUUGUUGACAUUCUUGUGAAGGAAAAACGGUUUCUGGAUUUAAUUAUUAGAUGUAAUGGGUACUUUUAAAUGAAUUGUGAAUGGAAAAACCAUGAACUAACUUGAUCCAGUUUCCAUGUUGCAUCUGAUCGCUGUUCAGAUGUUAUCAAUAUAGGUUGCCUAAAUAGACCCCAUAAGACUUUCUGGGGGCAAAGAACACAAAGAAUCUGAAUUGCUGCACUUAAGUCAUUGCUUCAUUACAUAAGCUCCAGAAAUAGGUUCUAAAUUUCUCAACAUGACUCACUUGGAUCUCUAUGUAUCGGAUUGUACUGGUUUGUUUCCCCUGUGGUUGAAUAAAGUAGGUUUUCUUUCACUAUCUAAUUAUUACAGUUCCUUAUCUUAUAAUGCUAAUAAUUCCCUUUAAGAUCUAUAAAUUGUGGCCACUUGAUGCUGGUAGUGCAUGUAGGAAUUCAAAGAAUGUGACCACUGAAGCCCUUUUCAUCUUCAGCCUUCAAAAUGGGAGCAAAAAUGCAGGAAAACCACUAAUGGUGAUUGAGGGCUCUAUCUAAUAUUAUACAUAACAAGUUAAUGCUCUGCAUCUUCUUCUUUUCAUUUGUGACCAUACUUUACCCCCUUGCUUGUUCAUUAUUAUUUGGUUCUUCUAUCGGUUGGUUUCUUCUCUUUUUCUCUUGCAAGUUGUUGUAGUUGAUGAAAAAAAUGGAAGAGGGGGGUGUUCUGAUAUUUGUGGAGGGUUUUCCUUCAAAACAAAAUGAAAAUUUGUAGAGAAAAAAUUGUAAUAAGACAUACUUGCUUUCUUAGGCUUAAACCCAACACUAAGUUAGGCAUAUUUUAAAUCCAAGGUUAGAUUCAGAGAACAGUGAAGAAGCUGAUUUGCUAGAUGUGUCUUCACUGUAAAAUAUACAGGAGGCUCCCAUUCGUUUUAGAGAUCAGACUUCAUAAAGCAUUUUUCCAAGUAUGGUCAUAUUCAGCCAGUUAGCUGUAAAUUAAGUGAAGUAAUGAGUUACUCUACAAGUUUGGUUAAGGCUUGCCAGUUCAAAUAAUGCUCUUGUAUAGUUUAUUGAACUUUUGACACUUGGAAUUGUUGUGUGUUGGGUAAUUAACAGAAGGUACAACAUAUACAACAAGGAAAGUUCAAAUUAAUUAUAUUUCAGCAUGUUAUUGUAGAAGAUAAUCAGCUAACUCAUACUGUGAGUAGAUCCUUUGAUUUCGAUAGGUCUACUCUCAGUAUGAUUACCACUGACUAUCACCCAAUUACUCAACCCUUUAAAGUUGCACAUGACAUUUAUAUGUAUGUUCUUCAUGUUGAAUAAACGAUAGGCUAAUACUCAUUAUCUGAGCUGCUAGUAUUGCAUCAAAAUUUAUGAAUCUAAUGGAGAGUUCAUGAAUAACACUUGCCACUUUAUUAAUAAAGGUUUAUUCAACAU